Messenger RNA from Cyprinus carpio (common carp), 3368 nucleotides. Its product is annotated as caytaxin-like. Gene Ontology annotation, biological process: apoptotic process. Bases 597 to 1649 code for a protein of 350 amino acids. NCBI's taxonomy places the organism in Eukaryota, Metazoa, Chordata, Actinopteri, Cypriniformes, Cyprinidae. Gene Ontology annotation, cellular component: cytoplasm. The transcript has 13 exons. The record is from RefSeq and is a predicted model, not a curated record.
AGAGAGAGAGAGAGAGAACGAGGGAGGAACAUACAGAGGAGAGAUUGUGCCGGGAUGGAGACACAGGGAUGCUGUUGCUAGGAAACAGUGAGGAGACAUCCAUCUUUUGCAGCUUACUCCACAUCCAGCAAGGUUCGGAAAGGUUUGCCUUUUAUAAAGGAGGGAAAUAAAUGCACCAUAUAUGAGAAAGAAGGAUAGAAGGAAGGGGAGGAGACGCCAGGUGAUAUGACGUAAUCUGGAGCGGGAUUAUGCGCUGGUCUGGGAACAAUUAUAAAACACAUCUGAUAGCUGCUCAAAAAGAAUCUGUAUGUUGUCAUUUCUGGAUGAUAAUGGUCAUGCACAGAUCCUGAGACGCUAAGCAUCAUCCACCCGCCCCAGACACCUCCCUUUGUCUGAGGAGAUCCACAGACGGGACCGGAUUCACCCGACAGACAGACAGACAGCAAACUGAGAGUCAGAUCUGAAGCUCCUCAUCCAGCAUGAGUGCCAUGGAUUUAAUCAAGAGCUGAGAAAUCAACAGGCCUGAAGGCGAAACGCAGAGAGAAACCAGCGCCUGCUGAGAGAAACUCCCUUCUGCUUGUGAUCAGGAGCAGAGGAUGGGAACCACUGAAGCCACUUUACGCAUGGAGAACAUGGAGGUGAAAGAUGAGUGGCAAGACGAUGAUUUCCCACGGCCUCUUCCUGAAGACGGUGAUUUAGAAGGACUCACUGACAACACUGCUCAUCGUGCCGCUCUGACGGCGGAUCACACGGAUUCGGUCAGACAGAAGCGCCGAACACUGAUUGCUCCGGAUAUCAACCUGUCGCUGGAUAAAAGCGAAGGUUCACUGCUUUCUGAUGACUUCCUGGAAACACCAGACGACCUGGACAUAAACGUGGACGACAUCGACACGCCUGACGACGACUCGCUCGGCUCCCUCAACAACGGCAACGAGCUGGAGUGGGAAGACGACACUCCGGUGGCCAGUGCGAAGGGUCCCGGCGGCGACGGGGGCGACGGUGCGGGCCGUCUGUGGAGGACAGUGAUCAUCGGCGAUCAGGAGCAAAGGAUAGACAUGCAGGUCAUCAGGCCGUACCUGCGUGUCGUCACGCAUGGAGGUUAUUACGGUGAAGGACUGAAUGCCAUCAUCGUGUUUGCUGCCUGCUAUCUGCCUGACAGCGGCUGCGCAGACUACAGUUACAUCAUGGAGAACCUCUUUCUGUAUGUGAUCAGUAGUUUAGAGCUGCUGGUAGCUGGUGGCUUGAUGAUAAUAUAUGUUAAUGUAGCUGAGUGGAGCAGAGGGGUGCAGGGGGUUGGCUGGCUUCGGCUGGCUGGCUACCAGAUGAUCGAAAGACGGUUAAGAAAGAAUCUCAAAUGUCUGAUCAUCGCACAUCCCUCCUGGUUCAUCCGGACAGUUCUGGCCAUCUUGCGGCCCUUUAUCAGUGUAAAAUUCAUGGAUAAGAUCCGUUACGUCCAGAGUCUGGAGGAACUGGCUCAGAUCGUUCCCAUGGAGCAUGUGCAGAUUCCUGAGUGCGUGCUGCAAUGUGACGAGGAGCGGAUCAAAGCACAGAGAGAAAGGCUUGAACAUCUGGCCAAGACCUCAGAGAGGUCAAAAUCUUUACAUCCAUAUAUACAGCCGCCGUCAGUGGCUGCGGAGGCCUGUCCCUGACGCGUCUCAUUGGAUACACUUCAAGGGAGGGAUUCAUCUGCGCAUGCCAUUUUCCAAAGCUGUUCAAUUGUAAAGAACAAUCUUGCGGAUGAACACAAUCAUCAUCAUCUCAAAACACAAUAAUGAUGUUUGUGACGCUCUGUCUGAAGUUUUGCGAUACACACUGACCUUUGACCGGACCGCAGCUGAGUAAGUGUGAACGAGAGGACUCUCUUUUCUUACACUUGUUUUGUUUCUGAAGAGGAACAUCUGUGCAAACUUAAACUUCUUGUGUAACAGUCAUUUGUGUUGUACAGAUGUAAAACAUGGGAUGUUUAAUACCAGCGGGAUUUUAACUUGACUUGGCAGUUUAUCCAGGUUCACCGGCCAACAGCUUCCACAAUGGGAAACGCAUUCAGCCUGUUACAUAAUGCAGCAGUUUACAGGCUUUCUGCUAUAUUGCUGUCACAAGACCUCAUUGUAUUGCAUGUUUUAUUCAACUCAUUUUAAUGCAGUUAUAUCUGAAGAUGUCUUAACCUUUGCCAGUCUAAUCAAAUGAGUCAAGAUGUUAACAAUCAUGGCUGAUAUGAUUUACUUUUCAUUCAUCACACUAGAAAUUGAAGGUCAAGUUGAGUGUGUUUCAUUGUGCAAUACAGUAUUCAUACAGAAAAUUCCAUGCACAAUAUGCAUACUGUAGAAAUAGCACUGUAGUAUGAUAUUCCCAACACAGCCGAAGUGUUGGACACAGUGAGUCGUCUGAAUUCACUGUAAGUUAUCCAUGUACAUAGACUCUUACAUGCAGCUCUACAAACUCGUGUGCUUCCAACUCAAACUUCCCAAUAUGACAUCACAGGAGGCGGAGCUUAUUUUCCCUCCCUUCAUAAUGCCUUAUGGGUACAGAGAGAGGAUUCAGUGAGUUCUCAUAACAAACGUUUCAAUAACACUUUACAGUAAGGUUCUACUUGUUAUCAUUAGUGAACUGCAUCAGUUAAAAUGAACUAAUAAUAAAAUUAACUAAAGCAUUGUAUUAAAGCACACUAAAGUUGUUCAUUUCUAUAUGGAGGAACAAACUUGCAAAAAUAAAUAAAAUAAAUAUAAAUAUAAUAAUAGAAAAAUAAAUAAAGGAAUAAUUAACUUGCUAAAACAUUUUUUUUAAAUGAUAUAAUUAAAUUUGUCCUAAAUAUCCCCUUUAUUUAUUAUGUUCUUAAUUUAUUUGUAACUGUAUUUUUAUUUUUAUAUUUAUUUAUUCCCACACAUAAGGUCCUCUGUAGAUUUCAAUACAUUAUUACAAUUAAAAAAUGUAUCCGUUAACAUUAUUUAAUGGACCUGAAUUACAUGAACUACAAAUGUUAACAAAUAUUAAUAAAUACUGAAACAAAUGAAAAGCUCUUUCUUAGUAAAUGCAUUAACUUUAAUGAGGCCUUACUGUAAAGUGUAGCAAGCAUCUCUAAUAUUUUUCAGCUCGACACAGCGGCGUGACUAAUUUCACAAUAACAGCAAUAAACAUGCCAUUUUUAUUUAGCAAAUUCAUUUAGCGUCAUCGUUGCACUGGAUUUUGCAGUGAUGUACAAGAUUGACCAAUCAGCAUAGACGUGCUCAUAAUGUAUUCUGAAGGGACAUUAUCAGACUGUAUAACAGUGUACUGUGUGUAAAUCAUUUGUAUCAUAGGAUGUGCAAUAAGUGAAUGAGUUGCUAACAUUGAUGAUGUGAUAAUUAAUAAAAGGUAAAUUUAACUGUCAA